ACCCGGUGCAUAUCACAUAUCAGGAUGUCGAACAAGCCGAUCUUUGUGGCUACGCAUCCGCGAGCAUGCUCGACGGCUUUUGAGCGCGUCUUCAUGACUCAGCGUGACACCAUUCAGUGUGUUCACGAGCCGUUCGGCGACGCUUUCUACUACGGCCCGGAGCGUCUCUCGGGCCGAUUCGCAGACGAUGAAGAAGCUCGUCUGGAGAGUGGAUUCAGCGAAUCCACGUAUAGCACCGUGAUGGAUAGACUCGAAAGAGAAGCUACUGAGGGAAAGAGAAUCUUCAUCAAAGAUAUCGAUCACUAUUUGCUUCCACCGAGUGGCAAGCCCGCCAGCCUGGCCCCGUCCUUGCUGCGCCUGAAGCGCGGCGUCGGCACUGACGAGACAAAUGGCGAGGGCCACGCCAACGGUGUGAACGGUGUCAACGACACCCACAGCAAUGGUCACACCAACGGCCACACCAACGGCCACACCAACGGCGUCAAUGGUCACACCAAUGGUGCCAACGGCCACACCAACAAAGAGCCCUACCCAUACAGCACCCCCGCAGAGCCAGGCAACCCAACCGUGAUGCCCCGCGAGCUGCAAGAGAAGUUCCACUGGGCUUUCUUGAUCCGCGACCCGCACUACAGCGUGCCCUCGUACCUGCGUUGCACAAUCCCCCCUCUGGACGAGGUGACAGGAUUCCACAACUACGACCCCACCGAAGCCGGGUACGACGAGCUGCGUCGCCACUUCGACUACCUGCGCGAGUCAGGAAUGGUCGGGCCGCGUGUUUCGACUCGCCCGGAGCUCGGCCCCGGCGACGCGGUGGUCGCCCCGGGAUCGGUUGAGAUCUGCGUUAUCGAUGCUGAUGAUAUGCUCGACGAGCCUGCCAAGACCAUGGAGGCGUUCUGUGAUAGUAUGGGCUUGCCUUAUAGCCCUGAGAUGUUGAAGUGGGAUACCGAGGCCGACCAUGCAGUUGCCCGGGCUGCCUUUGAGAAAUGGCGUGGAUUCCAUAAUGAUGCUAUUGAGUCGAAGGCUUUGGAGCAGCGGAAACAUAAACGUGCGACCAAGACCGAAGCAGAGUUCGAUGCCGAAUGGGUCAAGAAGUACGGUAAGGAGCACGCCGCUCUCAUCCGCCAGACGGUCGACGACACCAUGGCCGACUAUCUGUACCUGAAGUCGUUCGCCGUGAAGGUUUAG
Penicillium nucicola is the source of this 1185-nucleotide messenger RNA. RefSeq lists its product as uncharacterized. The coding region runs from base 25 to 1185 and encodes 386 amino acids. The transcript is spliced from 4 exons. Lineage: Eukaryota; Fungi; Ascomycota; Eurotiomycetes; Eurotiales; Aspergillaceae. The record is from RefSeq and is a predicted model, not a curated record.